This is a messenger RNA of Closterium sp. Naga37s-1, 939 nucleotides long. The record is from the annotation of a GenBank genome assembly. Lineage: Eukaryota; Viridiplantae; Streptophyta; Zygnematophyceae; Desmidiales; Closteriaceae.
AUGCAGGGGCGAGUAGGGGAUGGACCUGCAGGAGCCGGCGCUUGUUUCGUCGGGGGGUUUCUUUCCGUAGCGGCGCCGACGUCCCGUCACUCGUUCCGUUACUCAGGCCCGCGACCCCCUCCUUCUGGGCAGACGCAGCCGGAGAGUGGCAGUGGGGAGGAGGAUGAGGAGGAGGGUGAGGGCGAGGAGGAUGAGGACGAUGAGGGGAGCGGGGAUGACAGUGAGGCCGGGUGGGAUCCCGAGACGCAUGGCGGUGGGAAAGGGGGGGAUGAUGAGGAGGACCAUGAGAUGGAUGGGUUGGAGCCAGAGGAGGUGGAGGAGGGGGUGGGAGAGGGUGGUGAAGGGGCGGCGACAGAGGCGGCCUCACAGCAUGUGGCUGAAGGAGGAGGGAGCGUGGGGGUUAAGGUGGGGAGAAAGCGGGCAUCCAUUAGGAUGCCGAAGCGGAGGAAGAGGGCGAGCAAGUUGAGGGAGCGAGCAUAUCCCUGCACAUUCACUGGGAAGCCCUUGGGCGAGGGUGUGGUCGCUCCGGAGUUCCUAGACGAGGACGGAGGGUCCGAGAGUAGUAAGGGGACUGGCAAGGCGCACAUGCACGUGUGGCAUCACCGUUACCACACUCCGUCCGUUCACUUGCCUGGGGAGACGUUUCCUCGUGGGGGCUACAAGGGUGUGCCGGAUGGCUACGUCGAUGGGUGGCCGCAUGCCAAGUCUUGGCCGCAUCUCGCAAAGAAGAAAAGGACGGCGUCCGGUGGAGCUGAGGGGUCAGGCGGGAUGGAGCGGUUCAUGACAACCAAGCUGUCCACGGAGGAGCUACGGCAGGCGAUCGCCAAGCUGGUGGUCACCUGCGACCUCCCCUUCCGCAUCGUCGAGUCCGAGGCCGUGAGUGUCCCAUGCCUAGUGGUUUGGCAGUAUGUGGUUGACUAUUUCAUACUUCUAUUGUAA